AUGAAUGAUGCUUAUUCAACGUAUUCCUCAACUACAAGAUAUGUAUUAAUUACAUAUGUUAAUAUUCCUAAAUAUUCAUAUCUAUUUUCAGCAAUAGGCAACUAUAAGUAAAUCUCAAAUUUAUUUACAUUAGCGAUGACAUAGCAGGAUGGGGAUUGUCUUAAGUUUAAAUUACUUCAGGAUAUUGUCCUGAAAAGUGCUUAUAGUGUGAAGUAGAGCAAGAGAAAAUAUUAAUGAGUUAAUAUCGUUUUAAUGUAAGGAUUGUGAAUAUGGAUACUAUAUUUAUCGAGAUGGUAUCAAUAAAUAGGGUUAAGUGA
Molecule: messenger RNA, 317 nt
Organism: Paramecium sonneborni
Lineage: Eukaryota; Ciliophora; Oligohymenophorea; Peniculida; Parameciidae
Source: the annotation of a GenBank genome assembly